CAGGGUGAUGUGAAGCUUCAAUUCGCGAUUUUCGCGAGAUUCCAGGAAAAGGGGUGAAAAUUGUAAACAAGAUUGUUGCGGAUAGGCACUAGAAGGUUACUGCAUGAAAUAUUUGUAUGUAUUAUAAAAGGAAUCAAUAUGUCGUUACGUACUUUACCACUGCUAUUCAUCAAUCUGGGAGGUGAGAUGAUGUACAUUUUGGAUCAAAGACUUCGAGCACAAAAUAUACCGUCGGAUAAAUCCCGGAAAGUUCUGCAUGAUAUUGUCGGUGCCAUGCUCAAUAAACGUUUUGUGGAAGAACUCUUUAAGCCCCAAGACCUGUACACUAAGAAAGCUAUGCGAACAGUUUUCGACAGACUGGCUCAUGCCUCUAUCAUGCGAUUAAAUUCUGCUAGUAUGGACAAGCUGUAUGACCUUAUGACGAUGGCAUUCAAGCACCAGCUGUCGUUGAGUUUGCGCCCUCAAGACAUCCUACUAGUCACCUUGAACCAUCUUGACGCCAUCCGUAUGUACGUGGAAGAUGUACCUGUUAUCAGAAACCAGGUGGAAACCGUCCAUCAAAUGCUAUAUAAGGUAUAUGCGUCUAUGUCCCCAGGAGAAUUGCAGCUUCUAAGACAGACAUUAUUAACCUUCUUUCAAGACACACAUAUAAGGGUUUCAAUAUUUCUCAAAGACAAAGUACAGAACUCUAAUGGUCGCUUUGUUCUACCAAUAAAUGGCAAACUACCAUUUGGUGUAGAAAUUCCAGGAACAAUCAGGUAUCAUGAUGGAUCUGACAAACCAAUACAGACGUCCAAAUUCCAUAUGAAACAGAACUACACAGUCAACAAGACAGAAGGCACUUACCAACUUAAAGGCAAUAGAGUAACUAAGCUUGGCACAAAUAUGUAUAGUAUUGUUCGACCGUCUGAAACCAAUGUUUCACACACCAAGCCUAUGGAGCAUGUCAAACCAGUCUCUGAAGAAAGGGCUUCUGCAAAUAUAAACCCACUUGUGAAAGCGGAGUUGAAUCUGCUGGCACAUUUAAUGGGCUCAGUUGAUAUCCAAUCAUCAAGCAAGAAAGACACUGCUAUAAAACUCUCACUUUUCAAUACGGAUGAAGAAGAACAACAAUUCAAAGAAACAAGACCACCAACAGAGAUGUAUGAUUGGAAUGUGAUUAAGAUUGAUGCCUCAAAGAACAAAACAAGAGAUGAAUUGAACAAAAUAAUGGGUGAUUUAGACAUAGGUGGAUCGACAUCAUUAAGCAACAAGGGUGAUGACCUGCUUGAAUUGAUGGACAGCUGCUAGGUUUCCAUGGAUACAUCAAAAGUGACAGGUUCAUAUUGUGUGCCAUACAGCACGUGACAAUCAUGAUGCACCUUGAUAUUAGUAUUUGUUUGUAUUUGUAUCAGCUUUGUCAUUAUUGAUUCACUUUUGUUUUUUAAUAGGAUUUUUAUCUGUUAGACUUAUGUGAUACUGUUUGAUAAGACUUUGUGAGGCUUAAGUGUGGAGAUUAAAAUGUUUGACAAACAAUCCUGGUUUUUAAGAAGCCACAGCUUCACUCACUGUACUGCAUUUCUUUUAAAUAACAUGUUACAUUAAAGAUAUUAUCAUAAAAUAGAUUCAAAUUAUUAUUUGUUAUUAAUUGGUGAGGAAAAUAUUUUCUUCUUAUUUUUAACUGAAAGCUAAGAACUUACAAAUAUAUACCUUUGAGUUUAUUACACACUCUAGGCUAUCUUAAGUCAUGUACUCAGUAAAAUUUGAAGAUAAGAGGCUAUAUUCUGUGGUCUUAGAAUGUAUUGAAUUAAAAAUUUAUUUUUCUGUGUAGUCCAAUAAAAUUGUAUUUGUGCCCAGAAUGAAUAGACAAAUGUAUCUUUCAAUGCAUAAACUGAGAAUAUUUAAAACAAAUUAAAAUAUCAAUAUACAAUAUAUUAAUUCACAACAAAAAACAAAAGCCUGGUUUUCAUAAAAUUGCUACACACUAUCGCCAAUUGGUUUGGCGAUGCUCAUUGGUCGGUUGAAUCAGGGAGCUUUCCCGAUGGCGUCGGGGACAGCUACGCAGUGCAAGGAUUCCAGUAAAAACGCUGUAGCAACUGCGUAGCAAUUGUAUGGAAACCAAGCUUAAACUUGGUACAUUAGGACCAAAACAUUUCCAUUGCCACUCAUUCUUAUAGGAGUUGAUUCGACUCAUCUUAUUUGAAGAAUCUUAAUUUGUAUUGCAGUCUUUCUGCAUUUGUCUCUAAAGGUGUUUUGUAAACAAUAAAAUAUUUUUGUAUUUUUAAUAAAGCAUGUACUCAUUUGGCAGCACUAGCAAAAUACUGGCAAAACUAAACAGAUGUUUUGCCCCUUUCCUACAUUCUUGAUAAAUGUUGACUUCGCAAAAUGUCUGGAAAGAAAUUGGAUAUAUGUGAAAGUCAACAUAAAUCAAUUAAUUAUAAAUUUAUUAACUAGGAAAUAAUAUUUAUAUUCAACAUCUAUAUUCAUUAUAAGUGUAUGCAUUGCCUUGAUACUAAGGAAUGUGCAAGAACUGUUGUAAAUACUUUUAAAAGCAGUGUGUGGUUAUUACCAUUAUUUUGUCUAUUCUUAAAUGUUUUGUCACUGCUUGUAGUAGUGAAGGUAGGUGAAAUUCAGUAACUUCUAGUGGAUUUGAGAUGAUGCUGUGAUAUAAAAUCAUGGUUAAUUUGAAAUGUUACGUUAUAUUAGACUCGAAAAAAGAACAAUGUUUAUUUAUUCUUUAUAUUUGGGCUGUUGAUGAUAAACUACCUGAAUAAAUAGUAUGAACUA
Messenger RNA from Anneissia japonica, 2766 nucleotides. RefSeq names its product protein OSCP1-like. The transcript has 9 exons. The coding region runs from base 139 to 1290 and encodes 383 amino acids. Gene Ontology annotation, biological process: transport. The record is from RefSeq and is a predicted model, not a curated record. NCBI's taxonomy places the organism in Eukaryota, Metazoa, Echinodermata, Crinoidea, Comatulida, Comatulidae. Gene Ontology annotation, cellular component: cytoplasm; plasma membrane.